Molecule: messenger RNA, 1935 nt
Organism: Melospiza georgiana
Lineage: Eukaryota; Metazoa; Chordata; Aves; Passeriformes; Passerellidae
Product: programmed cell death 1 ligand 1-like
Exons: 8
Coding region: 77-1015 (312 amino acids)
Biological process (GO): cell surface receptor signaling pathway; immune response; cellular response to lipopolysaccharide
Cellular component (GO): external side of plasma membrane
Source: RefSeq, a predicted model, not a curated record
UUUUCCCUCUGAAAGUGAAAAAUUGAAUACAGCUGCAAACUUUCUCAGUCUUGAGGAAAUUUGUUCCAUCUUCAUCAUGGGAAGGCCUUUGUUUUUGUAUGUAUUUUUAUUCUACUGGCAUUUCCUAAAUGCUUUAUUCACAGUUGAAGCUCCUCAGUCACUCUGCAUUGUGGAACGUGGGAACAAUGUGACCAUGGAAUGCACAUUUCCAGUGAAUGGGAAGUUAGAGUUUAGAGAUUUAAGUGUCAGCUGGGAUAAGAAAGAUGAGUUGAAGCAGGUUUAUGUACUUCACAAAGGAGAGGAAGACCUCAAAAAUCAGCACAAUGACUUUAAGGGAAGAAUAAAAUUGUUGAAAGAGAAUCUGAACUUGGGACAGUCUGUCCUUCAGAUCACUGACGUGAAGCUCAGAGAUGCAGGAAUUUACCGCUGUGUUGUUGCCUAUGGGGGAGCUGACUACAAGACAAUCCACCUGAAAGUUAAGGCUCCUUACAGAAUUAUAAACCAAGGAGUGGUGAGCACAGGACACAACGAAUGGAAGUUGACAUGUCAGUCAGAAGGAUACCCAGCAGCUGAAGUGAUAUGGCAAAAUGGAAACUACGAAGAUUUGACUUAUAAGGCAAACACAGAAUUUGAAACUGCAAAUGACCAGUUGUACCGUGUGACAAGUACCCUCACAAUCAAAAGUGGAAUUGAUGACAUUUUUUACUGUAUAUUCUGGAAUAAAGACCUGCAAGAAAAUACAACUGCCAUUUUACACCUAGCAGAUUCAACUGAUGGCAUUCUCCAGACUAAGAGCAGACGCUUUGUUGGAGCAACUCUCAUUGCAACUGCUUUUGUUGGAUCAGUGCUUCUAUUUCUUCUCUUCAUAAGAAAAGCUAGAGCAAAUAAGGGCAACAGAACACCUGUGGCAAGUCCAUCAAUAGCAAAACAUGCAAAAGAUAAGGAUACACACAACUACAGAGAUGCUUCUUUUGAAGACAGAGAGCUGAAAUAUAUGCAAAUUGAGAAGACCUAGAGAGAACAGGGGAAGACUUUUUCCCUCUGCUGUGAAGAUUUGUCAGCUCAAAUGUUCUGUGUUAUAUAUACUGAAGGGGAUAUUAUUUUUUUGUAUUUAUUGUGUGGUGGCAAUCUUCUAUAUUGUUGUAACACAGGAAAAAUUUAAUGAAGUUAAAAAAAUUAUUAUAGCAUAAAAAUAUUGAAUAGAUUCUGUAUAUGUGACUAGAUAGUGAGGUAUUUAUUUAAACAUCAAAGUUUCUACCUUCUCAAGUUUAGGCAAAUGUGUCUUUCAAAGAUUUCAUUUAAUUAAAUGUAUCUUUCAGGUAAAGCACUUUAGGUCUAUGACCAUCAUGAAUUUCAUAGCUAGCUCUUGAUAGAUCAUCUUCUGAACCUUUUUUUAUUCCUUCUUCACCUGAGCUCACAAUUUCCUGCACAUAACUGGUUUUCCAUAGUUUAAAGAAUCUUUUCAAUACUUUGAUCCUCAUAAAAGGUGCAACAACACAAAUUGCCAUACAUGCAGGGCAUUUUCAUUAUUAAAAUACCAGAUGCUCUCAGCUAAGCCUGAAAAAGAUGAUUUAAAAUUCUUGGUAAUUAUGGUUUGGAAAUUAAAUAAUACUAAGCUUUUUGAUAUUUUCUUUGAAAAGCAUUGUGGACAUUUAAUUUCCUCAUGAUAUUGCUGGCACUACUUGGUUACUGCUCACUGUCUUCUGAUUUACAGUCUGGGGAUAAUGCAAUUCUUUGGACAUUUAGGAAAAACAGCUCUUGCUUUACAUUAUCAUUUUGUUUUCUUGGGAAUGGGAAAAGGAAAACAUACUUACUUCUAGGACAUGAAAUAACUGCACAUGUGAUUACAUAGAAAUGCUGAAGAAACCUGUUCUUGGUUCCCGUUUCACAAGUUAUUGUUGUCUACAUUUUGCUAAGUGCCUAGCUUUUUGUGGG